AUGGCGGCUUCCAUAACUCUGUUCUUGCUCUUCGCAGUGCUUUCUGCAAACCAAGUUAUAGCUGAAGCCAAUGAUCCCAGCAUCAUUCGUUUGGAUUCUCGGCUCUCCCCAAAAUCAAAUUCCACUUCGUGGGUGUCACCCUCUGGUCAUUUCGCCUUCGGCUUUUACCCACAAGGUAAAGGCUUUGUUGUUGGAAUAUGGCUGAGGCAUGAACAUGAGAAUAUAACUGUAUGGACGGCUUAUCGCAACAGUCCACCAUUAUCAUCUAAUUCUGUGAUCGAGUUAACUACAGACGGCCUGGUUCUGUUUAACGAGACAGGGAUAAGAACAUCCAUUACUAAUGCGUCAUUUGCAGUGCCUGCACAUUCAGCGUCUAUGCUUGAUUCGGGCAAUUUCGUGAUUUAUGAUAAGAAUCAAAGUGUUAUCUGGCAAAGCUUCGAUUUCCCCACCGACACCAUGUUAGGAGGUCAAACUUUAUCUCCUCAAAAAAAUCUGGUCUCUUCUUUGUCCAAAUCCGACCACUCGAGUGGAAACUUCAUUCUCAUCAUGCAGGAUGAUGGGAAUCUUGUGGCCUACCCUGUGAACAAUCGAAGGAGCGAUGAUGCUUACUAUGCCUCCAUGAUUUCUGGGAAUGUCUCGCUUACUCUUAAUCUUACGGGCUUUCUUUGCUUGGUUGAUAGAAGCCAUAAUACUUCACGAGUUCUGGGCCAUAGUAACAUUACUGGGCAUAACGAAAGCUUAGUCUACCGUGCAACACUUGAUGUGGAUGGGAUAUUUAGAUUGUAUGUGCACAGAUUUGAGAGGAAUGCCAAAUCAACUGUCCAUAUUGUGUGGCAUAAUCUUUUUGAUCAAUGUGGUGUCUAUGGUUUUUGUGGCUUCAACAGUUAUUGUUCCUCCACCGCAGGCAAAGGUGUUUGUCAUUGUUAUCCUGGAUUCAUACCCAUAAAUGGGAGUAAGAGCAUGUUCUUGGACUGCGAACAGAGGAGGAGCAAAGAUGACUGUAAAACCAGUGACGAUCCAAAGAUGUUGUACGAAAUUGUUGCCUUAGAAGAUGUGCAAUUGGGCCAUUUUCCUUAUUUGGUCCUACCAUUAUUGGAAAUGAAAGACUGGGAGAAAUCUUGCAGGGAAGACUGUGAUUGUGGGGCUGCGUUAUAUGGUGAUGGCAGUUGCCGCAAGUAUAGGCUUCCCCUUGAAUUUGGCAGACUUGAUCAUAGCUUUUCGACCACAGCCCUGUUCAAGUUGCCUUCAUCAACAAAUAACAUUCCUUCAAAUCCAAAGCCAAAGUUUCAGAAUCUGACUUUUACUCUGGUCAUCACUCUUGGUUCAAUUUCCUUCCUUAGCUUAGCAUUUGCAAUAUCUAUUUUCUUCAUCUACGUUCAUAAAGCCUAUUCAUACACAAAGCUCUCUUCUAGUAGCGAAAAUUUGGGGUUUGCUGAGGAUUGUGGUUUACGAACAUUUGCCUUUGAUGAAUUGGUGAACUCAACAGGAAAUUUCGCAGAAGAGAUUGGCAAAGGAACUUUUGGAGUGGUUUACAAGGGAACAAUUCAAGGAAAUAAUAGAAGGAUUGCUGUGAAGAGACUAAACAAUAUUGACGAAGGAGCAGAAAGAGAAUUUCAAGCUGAAAUCACUGCAAUUGCUCGAACUCACCACAGAAAUCUAGUUCAGCUCAUUGGUUACUGCGUUGAUGGUUCAAGAAAGCUUCUUGUUUAUGAAUAUAUGAGCAAUGGGUCUCUAGCAGAUUUUCUAUUCAAGGCUGAGAUGCAUCUAUCUUGGAAACAAAGAGUCAAAAUUGCAUUGGAUGUAGCAAGGGGGCUCUUGUACCUUCAUGAAGAAUGUGAAGUUUGUAUUGUCCACUGCAAUAUCAAGCUUCGUAACAUUCUCUUGGAUGAAUUGUGGACAGCAAAAAUAUCUGAUUUUGGCCUUGCAAAGCCAUCAAUGCCAGAACAUUCAAGAGCCAGAGAUACCAACGAAUCAACAAGUCACUAUGUGGCACCUGAACAGCAAAAACAUGCAUUGCCAUCUGUUAAAGUUGACAUUUAUAGCUAUGGCGUGGUGCUGCUAGAGAUCAUAUGCUGCAGAAGGAAUAUAGACUUGAAUGCUCCUUUAGAAGAGGAAAUAAUGCUUUCUAGUUGGGUAUAUAAUUGCUUUGUGAGAGGGGAAUGGCAUAAAUUGGUGUUAGAUGAAGAUGUGGAACGGAGGACAUUGGAGAGAAUGGUGAAGGUGGCCUUAUGGUGUGUCCAAGAGGACUUAUUUCUGCAUCCUUCUAUGAAGAAUGUGAUACUGAUGUUGGAGGGGUUAAAAGAUAUCCCAAUCCCUCCAUCUCCAGUCCCACUUACUUGA
Neltuma alba is the source of this 2340-nucleotide messenger RNA. Its product is annotated as G-type lectin S-receptor-like serine/threonine-protein kinase LECRK3. NCBI's taxonomy places the organism in Eukaryota, Viridiplantae, Streptophyta, Magnoliopsida, Fabales, Fabaceae. Gene Ontology annotation, biological process: protein phosphorylation; recognition of pollen. The record is from RefSeq and is a predicted model, not a curated record. The transcript has a single exon. The coding region runs from base 1 to 2340 and encodes 779 amino acids. Gene Ontology annotation, molecular function: ATP binding; protein serine/threonine kinase activity.